GUUUUUGAAUAAAUUUUUGCCGUCCACUCGCCUGCACCAACCAUGUUGAGAUUUUCCGAAGAUGCAAGCUACGACGUGCACGCUGUACCGUCCAAUUACUAUUUAGGCACUGAUGUUCCCCAUGCACGCACAAGAGAGCAAGCUAGAAGUAAACCUACAGUUCCAUCACAAGCUCAGGUAGCAGCGACUCAUCGAAGGUAUUCCUACGAGGAGAAAGGAAAACCGCGCCAGUUCUUGUUGAAUGUCGAGGAGGCGCAGCGAGAGAUCUUGGCGCAAGAGGAUACAGAUAACGACUUUCAGAUCACGGUCAAUGACGAGGGACCAAAAGUAUUUACUCUGGGCACCGCCGAUUCAGGCGGAUACAAGAAAUUUGAAGUGCGGGGAACGUACAUGCUGUCCAACCUACUUCAAGAAUUGACGCUUGCGCAAGAAUUUGGCCGAAAAUAUAUUGUCCUGGACGAAGCGCGUCUCGACGAAAAUCCCGUCGAACGUCUGUCAAGGAUCAUCAGGGAUCUAUACUGGAAUAGUCUCACACGUCGAAUUGAUGCCGACAGCAUAAGCGUUCUGUGCGCGGAUCCAAAGAGCGAAGCCAUCAAUGGCCGUCCACGGGUAUAUGUUCCAUACAGCGAAGACGAGAUUUUCAGCUAUUACCAAAAGGCGCUGCAGAACAGGCCAGAUCUGAAUAUCGAUGUUGAACGUCUGCCAAAGGACCUCACACCAGAAUAUGUCAAGGAUAUCAAUACCAAACCAGGAAUUUUAUCAUUGAAAAUGCGCAAAAUCGAAAAACCAGAUGGUACCACCACCUUUCAAGGUGAGCCUUUUAUCGUGCCCGGUGGCCGCUUUAAUGAAAUGUAUGGAUGGGAUUCCUACUUUGAAGCUCUCGGGUUAUUGAUCGAUAACCAUGUGGACAUCGCCAAGAGUAUGGUGAACCAUUUUGCCUAUGAAAUCACCCAUUAUGGCAAAAUAUUGAACGCGAAUCGGUCAUACUACCUGCUGCGUUCGGAACCUCCGUUUUUGACCGACAUGGCACUUCGCGUCUACGAGCGUUUGGAUCCCAAUGAAAAGGAGGCCAACAAGGAAUGGCUGCGUUCCAUUUUCCAAGCUGCCAUCCAGGAAUAUGAGACGGUGUGGAUGGCUGAACCGCGUUUGGAUAAAAAGACGGGGCUAUCUCGGUACAGACCCGCCGGUCAAGGCAUUCCUCCGGAAACCGAACCCACUCAUUUCGAUCACGUCGUGAGUCGAUUUGCCAGAAAGUAUCGCAUUUCCAUUCCAGAAUUUAUUCGCUGUUACAAUGCUCAGCAAGUUUGCGAACCGGAGCUGGACGAAUAUUUCAUGCAUGAUCGCGCCGUGCGCGAAUCCGGUCAUGACACCACUUAUCGAUUCGACAACGUUUGCGCCAAUCUAGCUACCAUUGAUUUGAAUGCGCUGCUAUACAAAUAUGAGAUGGAUAUUGGCGACACCAUACGGGAUCAUCUCGACGACGAUCUGACGGAUUUUGCUGGAAAUAAGCAAUCCACCGACGUAUGGCUCGACAGGGCGAAGCAUCGACGCGAUUUCAUCAACAAGUAUUUAUGGAAUGAAGAAGAGAGCUUGUACUUUGAUUAUGACACGGUUCGAGAGCAACAGCAAACGUAUGAAAGCGCUACUGCAUUUUGGGCUCUUUGGGCAGGCUGUGCCAAUCCUGAACAAGCUCAAAAGAUGAUUGAACGGUCCCUAUUCAAACUCGAAGUGAAGGGAGGUCUGGUGUCUGGCACGGAAAAAUCCCGCGGCGCGACAUCGGUGGAGCGACCCAGUCGGCAAUGGGACUUUCCGUUUGGUUGGGCUCCCCAUCAAAUCCUCGCUUGGGUUGGAUUAGAACAAUACGAGUUGCCACACCUUUCUCGCCGCUUGGCCUACCGAUGGCUGUACACAAUUACAAAGAGUUUUGUGGAUUUUAACGGGGUAGUGCCAGAAAAAUUUGACGUUGUGAGCCUUUCACACAAAGUGAAAGUGGAGUACGGAAACGUUGGCACGGAUUUCAAGUGCGUGCCACGCGAAGGAUUUGGAUGGAUGAAUGCGUCUUACCAAAUAGGUUUAAGCUACCUCAACACGCAGAUGCGUCGCGCACUUGCUGCAUUAACCGAUCCCGACCUCCUAUUCCGCAAAGCAUUGGAGCGUGAAAACCGACAGCGUUCACCAAGCGAUCAGAAAGAAGCGCUCUUGCGUCGCAAUGCUUCUACCUUGGCAGUCAACGCUAUGCUCAAAGAUCGCUUACCCGAAGCCGCUGUGACCCACAUCGUAGCAGAAUCAUCCUCCCCUGGCUUCUUGUCACCACAGGUGGUGCAAUAAGAAUGACAUUUCCUUUUGGAAAAUGGUUGAUAUUUUUUUUAUUUUAUUUAUUCAACUGCAGACUGUACAAAAAAAAAAAAGAAAGUGUCAUGCAUGCUGCUUGGUUGAAAGGCAUGAUGGCGCAUGGUGGCGCGAUUGAUUCCUAUGCACAAGGAGCCAAGAUUUUCAAUCUCCUACACAUGAUGUCAUCGAUGAAAAACUUUUUUUCUCCGACAGUUUCUGUUGAGAAAAUCAAAACAAUCCCUAAUCUUCACUCCUUCA
This is a messenger RNA of Radiomyces spectabilis, 2589 nucleotides long. RefSeq names its product trehalase-domain-containing protein. The transcript has 4 exons. Gene Ontology annotation, molecular function: calcium ion binding; alpha,alpha-trehalase activity. Lineage: Eukaryota; Fungi; Mucoromycota; Mucoromycetes; Mucorales; Radiomycetaceae. Gene Ontology annotation, biological process: trehalose catabolic process. Gene Ontology annotation, cellular component: cytoplasm. The record is from RefSeq and is a predicted model, not a curated record. The coding region runs from base 43 to 2328 and encodes 761 amino acids.